Colletotrichum fioriniae is the source of this 810-nucleotide messenger RNA. RefSeq lists its product as uncharacterized. NCBI's taxonomy places the organism in Eukaryota, Fungi, Ascomycota, Sordariomycetes, Glomerellales, Glomerellaceae. The record is from RefSeq and is a predicted model, not a curated record. Gene Ontology annotation, molecular function: 4 iron, 4 sulfur cluster binding; catalytic activity.
AUGCGUCUUUUGAAGGACGCUGGCAUGCGUAAGCUCAACGUUGCAGGCGGUGAGCCAUUCCUCCAUCCGAAAUUCCUAGGCGAGCUGCUACGGUACUGCAAGGAGGAUCUGGACCUCGAAAGCAUCAGCAUCGUCAGCAACGGAAGCAAGAUUCAAGAGAAGUGGCUCCGCCAGUAUGGCCGGUAUCUGGACAUUCUGGCUAUCUCUUGUGAUUCCUUUGUUCGUGAGACGAACAAGGAGAUCGGUCGCGGAGAGAAUGGCGGAGCGGAGGGAGAAAAGGACCACAUUGCACAGGUAUUCCGCAUCGCUGAAUGGUGCAAGGAGUACAACAUCAUGUUUAAGCUCAACACUGUCGUCAACAUCUACAACUGGAACGAGGACAUGGCAGACACAAUUGCGCACUUGGCGCCGUUCCGAUGGAAGGUAUUCCAUUGCCUGUUUGUAGAAGGCGAGAACGAGGAUGAGACGCGGGUGCGUGACGCAAGAAAGCUUCUCAUCUCGGAGGAGCAAUGGCAGACGUUUUGCGGGAGGCACAAGCACCUGCCCUGCUACAUGCCUGAGGACAAUGAGACGAUGGCCGGUAGCUAUUUGCUGCUGGACGAGAAGCUGCGCUUCCUCGACAAGGGCAACGGGCCGAUGAAGAAGAGCGAGUCCUUGCUUGAUGUUGGAGUGAAGAAGGCCAUGCAGCAGGUAGCAUGGGACAAGAGCGCGUUUGAUAAGAGAGGCGGUGUCUACGAGUGGCGAAAACCGCAGGCUGAAAGCGCCGAAGGUGGUUGUAAUAGCGAAAGCAAGAAGGAAUUAGAGUGGUAG